This is a messenger RNA of Colletotrichum phormii, 1014 nucleotides long. Its product is annotated as MED6 mediator sub complex component. The record is from RefSeq and is a predicted model, not a curated record. Bases 1 to 1014 code for a protein of 337 amino acids. Gene Ontology annotation, molecular function: transcription coactivator activity. Gene Ontology annotation, cellular component: mediator complex; core mediator complex. The transcript is spliced from 2 exons. Gene Ontology annotation, biological process: regulation of transcription by RNA polymerase II. Lineage: Eukaryota; Fungi; Ascomycota; Sordariomycetes; Glomerellales; Glomerellaceae.
AUGUCCAAUCCAAACGACCCGCCCCUGGACGAGAUCCAAUGGCGCGCCCCCGACAUCGCGGCCUCGAUGCAGGGCAUCCACUCCAACAGCGUGCUCUUCUACUUUGCUGAGUCGCCCUUCUUUGACCGCCAGUCCAACAACGCCGUCAUCACGAACCAGGCCAUGUUUAACCCGGCCCUCCUCAAGAACCUCGCCACGCGCGAGGCGUUCGAGAGCGAGCUCGACAAGAUGGCCGGGCUCGAGUUCAGGGUCCUGCACGCGCCCGCCGACAUGGUCAUGGGCACGGGCGUGUGGACGAUUGUCAAGCAGACGAGGCAGAAGAACCUCGACCGCGGGCGCAUGGAGACGAAGCCCCUGGCGUAUUACUUUGUCGUUGGGGAGAAUAUCUAUCAGGCGCCGACGCUGGGCGAUCUUCUCAGCUCGAGGAUUGAAUCAAUUGCCGAAUCAAUGAGAAAAGUUCUCCCCGCAGCCGACAGCGUACGUAAAUGGACGCCCUCCCUGGGCCACGUCUACACCCAACCGACGCCACCCUCCGCCCUCUCCCGCGCGAAAGACGGAGGAGCGGCAGCAGCAGCAGCAGACACACCCGCCGCCGAAGGCGCAGCAAACGGCAGCAAGACCUCGACGGGCGCCAACAAGUCAAGCAACAGCAAAAAGGACUCGACGGCCAACGCGCUCGACAGGCUGGCGGAGGAGUCCUUUGCGAUCCACAUGCGCCACGGCGGCGACUACUUUGACGAGAACCCCAUCACGGGCAGGCCCGGCGACUUCCACUUCGCGAGCACGGGGCGCAAGGACAAGAUUGCACCGCCGCCGCCGCCGUCGCAGUCGCAGUCGUCGUCGCAGCAGGCUUCGCAGGCGCAGCCGAAGCCGGUGAUUAAUACCAAGCUGGCUGAGGAGGCCAAGAAGGAGGGGAAGGAGGGGAAGAGUCCCAAGACGCCCAACGGACCGAAGCCGAAGAGGAAGAAGAGCAAGAUUGCGACGCCGGCUACCACGCCUGGUCCGUCUUCGUGA